Nicotiana tabacum (common tobacco) is the source of this 1660-nucleotide messenger RNA. RefSeq names its product growth-regulating factor 9. The record is from RefSeq and is a predicted model, not a curated record. Gene Ontology annotation, molecular function: ATP binding. Gene Ontology annotation, biological process: regulation of DNA-templated transcription; DNA-templated transcription; developmental process. Gene Ontology annotation, cellular component: nucleus. NCBI's taxonomy places the organism in Eukaryota, Viridiplantae, Streptophyta, Magnoliopsida, Solanales, Solanaceae.
CAGUUUUGGCUUUGAUGCCUCUGGCAAGUGUCAGCACUCUCAGCUGUAUUCUCAUAAACUGAGACACUCUCCAAUUUCUGGCUAAGUAAAUUUUUACUACUCGGUUUAGUUGCAGCAGUUUGCUUUUCUCCCAUGUAAAAAAGUCAAGAAAUGCAGCCUCAUCUCUCUUCUGCCACACCCCUUUCUCACUCUGGAAAAGAUGAAAGAGAGAAGAAUGAAGGGUCACCACCUUGCAUAAAGUUGUCUUUAGGCUAUGUGGUUGAGGAAGAAGAAAAAGGUGUCAAUGCCAUUGCCAAGUCUGUGUUCACAACAGUCCAGUUUCAUGAACUACAGCUCCAAGCUGUGAUUUUUAAGUACAUAGUCUCUGGUCUUCCAGUUCCUUUUCAUCUCUUUUUCACCAUUUGGAAUACUGUUUCCAGCUCCUUGGGCUCUGCUGUAAUCAACAAACUUUACCCUACCUUGGGAAGAUUUGAUUACGCAAGCAUGAUGGAUCCUGAACCAGGGAGGUGCAGAAGAACUGAUGGUAAGAAAUGGAGGUGCAAAAGGGAUGUGAUUCCAGGCCAGAAGUACUGUGGGCAGCACAUGCAUAGGGGUCGUCGUUCAAGAAAGCUUGUGGAAGCUUCCGAACAUGUUAUGAAAUCAGAUGAUAUAUGUAUCACUCCCAAGAGAACUAAACUGUAUGCUAAUUCUGAUGAUCCCGGUAGCAAAUGUGCUCCUGCUAGUAGUAAAACUUCUUGUUUGUCUUCUACUAGCAGAAAUAACCAAAAUAACAGCGUCGAGGAUUCAUCUGCUAAACCAAGACCCACCAAUUCCUGCAACAGCAGUGAGAAACUAGACAACCACAUGACUUUCAAUAGAAAGGACACCACAACUUGCAUAAGAACCCAAUCUUUCAUCGCUGGUAACGACACUGAUAGCAAGAGUAUUGAUUUCAACCAUAUUAGUCCAAGCAAAACCAACCAAAAGCAGAGCUAUGGAGAUGCUAGGAAUAGUGGUGGUUUGGCUCCAGUUUUUGGUAUAUCUGCAAAGAUUGAUCUUCAACACACUACAGGCAACGCUAACUUGAGGUUUAAUUGUAACACAUGUUCAGAAACUGAACCGCAGAGGUGCAGAAGAUCAGAUGGUAAGAAAUGGAGAUGCAGCAGGAAUGCUGUUCCUCGUCAAAAGUACUGUGAGACGCACAUGCACAGAGGAGCCAAAAAGAUAAUGGCAGCCUCAGACUCGGUCAUUGUCGAGCCUUCAAAACCUUCCUCAUACAGGUUUUGCCAUCAAGUUAUACCUAAAAAUGAUGGUACUGGAAUAAACUUGAACACCAGUCUUUCCAUUUCAACACUCCCAGAUCCUCAAAACAUUACGGAAGACGAUGACUCUAACAGUAACAGUACUAGUGAUGCAACCACUAUCACUGAUGAAAUACCAGCAUUUGUGUCUCAUUAGUUGAAAAACGCGGAGGCUUUUUGAUAUUGGUAUUCUUUUUUGGCAAGAUGUCUGAACUUGAGAAGUGAUCAAGGUCAGUUUGUGUAGUAGUUAUUAAUGGUCAUUUACAUGUUCCUAGUUUAUAGAUUUUUAGGAUUAAAAUUCCGUUUUGUACUAGGUUUGAUGGAUCAGAUGAACAUGUACUUGUUCAAUCUGUGGGCUAAUCAAUGACUAUUUUUGUUCA